CGGGUGGCCUUUUCAGCCCAGGGUGGCCUUGAUUGCCUUCAGGGAAUGAUAACACCUCAAGGCCAUCGCCUUUUUUGUCUUUUGUGCAUGUGGAGAGUAGUGGAGCGAGGCCCAGUCUCCAAUACGAUUCACAAUCACAAAACGAGAAAACAAGCAGCAGAGCACCAGUCGGGCUGGAAGGCCAGCGUAAGCGUGGUGCCCCUCGUCUCUUCCUCGGCGAUGGUCAUUGCGAUGGUCAUUGCAGAGCCGAAGGGCUAAAAAAGGAAACACAGGCGACCAUGUCCGCAGCUGAAGGGAGCUGUGGCAACGUGGAGUGUCGAACCGAGAGCACCGGGUAGAAGUUCCGCGGGUGGUGCAGACAGCUACUCAGGGCAGGAGAAGGUGCUCGAGAAAAUCUCGACUCUCGAGUCGCCGAGCUCCUCUCUCUUGCUCCUCAUUCCCUGCAUGGAGGCCUUCUUGUCAUAUACCGUUAAUUGCAGCGUGGGCAGUGUGUGUGUCCAGCGCUUUCCACGUGGCACUUGCAAUAGUCGUAGUAGUAGUAGUAGUAGCAGCAGUACUGAGCGGGUGUGGGGUGCCAGUUUGCACCCCCCUAAUUCGCACCCCCGCCCUUCUUCACAUUCCUCGUCAACAAGACCUUGGUGGGGGAGGAGGACGGGCAGGAAGCACGUGGAAGAUGGGCAAGAGGUUCAUCUUGGAUGGGUCACACGUGGCGGGAAAAAAGGCGGGAAAAGGGGCGGGAAAAAGGGCGGGAAAAAGGGCGCCACGGAGAGGGAGGAGAUCGUCGGCGGCCUCUGAAGAACCAUUUGGUGGCGCGGGAGCGAGCUGAUAGAAUCAUAAGGCAUCGGUCGCUGUCUAUCCUUCCGGUUGCCACGUGGCUUCUGCUUGCCACGUGGACGCAGAACACGUGGCUGCUGCUGGUGCAAGCGGAUCGUAGAGAUUGUCUCCGAACGUGUGGCUGGCGUUUCCGUGAUCGGUGUCGAGUUGAUUGGUGUCGAGGUGAUUGGUGUCCGGUUGAUUGGGCGAGGAAUGCUGACUCAGCAGCUGCUGGAUGUCCUCCUGGUAAGACGCUUCAGCGCGGGAGAAAAAGGCGCGAAAGCACGUUGAGCAGCUGGGGUCUCGAAGCAGUGGGAAGGCGCGGUGUGGGUGUAGGGAGUAGAGAGAGAGAGAGUAAGGAAGGAGGAGGAGGAGGAGGGGGCGGAGGUGGUCUUUGGGGAGAGGAGCGUGGGCGUCAAGGAGUAGCAGGAAGGGCAGGAGGAGGAGCUACAGCAGGAGGAGGAGGAGAAGCAGGAGAAGGAGGAGGAGAAGGAGGAGGAGGAGGAGGAGGAGGAGGAGGAGGAGGGGGGCAACGAGAGCUGUGGGAGUUCCUGAUGGCGUGGCGUAGCCAUGGAAAAGACAAUCAAGACUUGGUUGCUCGGCUUCUCAAGAACGGGAUUCUGCAGACGCCACGUGUCGCGGAGGCCAUGAAGCAGAUAGAUCGGGGUCUCUUCGUGCCGUCGGGAUGGAGUGCGUACGAAGAUAGCCCUCAACCGAUAGGGUUCAAUGCGACGAUAUCUGCGCCACACAUGCAUGCCCACUGCCUCGAGCUGCUGGAACGACAGCUGCAGCCUGGGAUGAAGGUGCUUGAUGUGGGCUCGGGAUCGGGAUACCUCACGGCUGUUUUCUCCUUGCUAGUAGGAGAGAAGGGGCGAGCCAUUGGAGUGGAGCACAUAACAGAAUUGGUCGAACGCAGCAUCCGGGACGUGAAGCGGAGCAAAGCGGCGCCGUUCUUGGAGAGCGGGGUUCUCUCGCUCCAUGCAGGAGAUGGGCGGCAGGGUUGGCCAGAAGAAGCUCCGUACGACGCCAUCCACGUCGGGGCAGCUGCUCCCGCCACUCCCGAUGCGCUCAUCAGUCAGCUAAAGCCCAAUGGGCGGCUCGUCGUACCGGUCGGUAAAUUCUUUCAGGAUCUGAAGAUAAUUGACAAGCUGCCAGAUGGGACAGUCAAGGAACACACAGCUAUGGAGGUCCGAUAUGUGCCUCUUACGACGAGGGAGCAGCAGGUGAAAGGAGGUUCGUACCAGCGGGCUGGCGGGUUGACGAAUAGAGCAGCGUAUAUGUGCCAGGUUCGUUCUCUUGGCUGGCCGGUUGUGCCUGUAGGUGGACGCUUUCUGGUCGCGCAGGUGCAUGUAAUUGGUGUGAUCUGUGUGCGAGGACACAGUCGCAAAAGGACCACGCAAGCAACAAGGAAGAAGGAGCAGGGAGGUUGGAGGAUCAAGGAACAGCCAGCCAGUUAUGGACUCUGAGAUUCGUCGGUGUACAGGUUGAAGUUGAUGAUGCAUCAUCGGCAGGUCUGUGACAGCAGCAUCACACACUCUUGUGUCACAUGUGAUAGUGUCAUACACUGUGUCUCACAUGUGAAUAGUGUCACACUCUGCCAUACACUGUUUACCGGAAUGAGCUGUGUCACACACUGUCUCAGUCAGCGGGUGCGGUGACAGUGUCACCUAUAUGAACAGCAGUGUCAUACAUCUGAAAGAGUGUGACACACUCUGUUGCAGUCAGCAGGGCUGUGGUGGUAGUGUCGUCACCUAUGGGCAGCAGUGUGUGACACAGCUCAUAGAUGACACUGGCAUCAAUCCUGCUGACGGAGUGUGCGACUUAGUAUCACUGAUGAGCUGGGUCGCACUCUGUCUAGCAUGUGAUUUUGUGUCACACACCGUGCCACAGUCAGCAGUUCUGUGAUAGUGUGACCUAUACGCAGCAAUAUGCCGAAGAAAGAAGGUCUGUGUGACGGCACCCAUCGCACACCUACGAGCUCUCUGUUACAUCACCAUUAAUCGCGGGCAGGCCUGUGUCGCCUCGGCGAAUGGCGUGAUCGCUGUUAUGCGAGCUAUGGCAUGAAGUGGGUGGUCUACUUCUGUGAACGGAAGAAAUUGCUGAAGCACUCUUCGAAAAAUCUGUCGACAACAGGGUGGAAAUUUAUGAAAUGGGUCUCCAACCCCCCCAAGGGUCUAAAAAGUCUAUUAUGAACCCAGAAAUCGGAAGGGUACUCAUUAUCGAGUCCGUGGGGCUGAAAAAGUUACAUGGGGCUGAAUGGUACGCGCAUGCCAACUGUUCUAAGAACAGAUCGGGAGUUUGAACCCUGAUUGGGACCAGAUGGGACCAGAUGGGACCAGAUGGGUAAGAGCGACUCUUGAAUCUGUCCAGUGUGGGGAGUCUACGAGGAGGGAGGGAGGAAGGAAACAGAGGCCACUUAGUGUACCCAGGCUCAUGUGGCUGUUAGAGAACAGGUUGCAAGUUCAAAUCCUGAGGAAAUCAGAUGGGUGUAGAGUCAUGUUAGGGGGGACUAUAUGCCCUUCACACGAGAAAGAGAGAAAUGGCACAAGCAGAAGGCCGCUCAUUAUCGAGCCGAGCCCAUGGAGCUGAAAGCUGUUGAAUGGUAGCCGCAUGUUAGUAAUCGGAUCAGUGCUUCGAACCUUGAUUGGGACCCGAUGGGACCAGAUGGGACCAGAUGGGACCAGAUCAGAUGGGACCAGAUCAGAUGGGACCAGAUCAGAUGGGACCGGAUGGGACCAGAUGGGUAAAAGCGACUCUCGAAUCUGUCCAGGGUGGGGAGUUUACGAGGAGGUCGGACGGAAACAGAGGCCACUUAGUGUAUCCGGGCUUGUGUGGUGGAAUGGCACACAAGUGGAAUUUUUAGUUUAGAGAACAGAUUGCAAGUUCGAAUCCUGGCGGAAUCAGAUGGGUGUACAGUCGGGUUAGGGGGGACUGUGGCCUUCACAAGAAAACAAGAAAAAAGAAAAGAGCACACAAGAAAAAAAGAAAAUGGCACACUUAGUGUAUCUGGGCGUGUGUGGCGGAAUGGCACGCAAGUGUAACUUGUAGUUUAGAGAACAGAUUGCAAGUUCGAAUCCUGGCGAAAUCAGAUGGGUUGAGGAGGUCGUCAGAGACCCUGACGAGAUCGGCAGGAGAAUCUUUCUUUUUGAAGGUACAUCCUGGCAGUCUGAAAUGAAUUCAGGUAGGUAAUCCUCGUUUUGAAUGUUUUCCUACUAAAAAAAAUAAUAAUAAUAAAAAAAAUAAAAAAGUGGGGGUGCAUGUGGAAGGGGAAGGUGUAACUAACCUUUUACGCCCUUUGUCUCGAGUUGAGGGGUUAAGGCCCUUUAGGUUUUUUUUUUUGACGCUUUUUUUCUGGCUGAUGAAUGAAAGCGAGGCUGUGCUGCGGGGCUCUGGCGGUGGGCUCUCUGAAUUGCAAGGCGUGGAGUUUGGAAAUGAAAUGUGUGGCGCUCGUAAUUUCUCGGUGGCCGAGUGAGUAGUACACGGUUCAUGCAUGCUGAUCGAGAGAUCAUGAGUUCGGAUCCUGCUCUGGAUGCGGCGGGGGAAACGGUGUGCAGAACAUGCGCGCACCUUUUUCGGAGGGGCAGAGAAGUUGUGCAUCUCUGCUUGUGUACAUCUCAAUCACAUCGAGUAUCUCGUGCGUGGGGCUGAGCGGUACACUACUACACACACACGUCUGUAGAUCGACCGAUCGCCGGUUCAAACCGUAAUGGAUAUGCUUUGCGGAGAAGUUGCAGAGUCAUGCUUACCUUUUUUGGAGGGGCAGAGAAGUUGUGCGUCUGCUUGAGUAUAAAAUUUCAUAAUAACAGCUCUGUAUCCUGUGCGGGGCUGAGUGGCGAUAACGGCGCUGGAAGAUGUGCACAACAUGUUGUGGACUUUGGAGAGAGAGAGAGAGAGAGAGAGAGAGAGAGAGAGAGAGAGAAGUUUGCAUCUGCUUUGUGUAAAUGUUAGCGGCGUAUGUCCUGUGGGGAGUUGUACACACAUGUGGCCAUCCAUUUUGAUCAUCGACAGAUCGCUGGUUGGAAUGCGGCUGGAUUUGAAAAAAUGGUUUGGGUGGUGGAAUGGGCAGGGAAGCUGCGCCGGGUUGUAUAAAUGUCAACAGGCUUUUUUUUAUGAGAUAAUAGUCAUAAAUUCAUGAUAUUGUAUUGUGAACAGUCUUUAUAAGAUAAUAAAAUCUUAAUACCGUA
Chara braunii is the source of this 4997-nucleotide messenger RNA. The record is from the annotation of a GenBank genome assembly. Lineage: Eukaryota; Viridiplantae; Streptophyta; Charophyceae; Charales; Characeae.